Molecule: messenger RNA, 573 nt
Organism: Fulvia fulva
Lineage: Eukaryota; Fungi; Ascomycota; Dothideomycetes; Mycosphaerellales; Mycosphaerellaceae
Exons: 2
Coding region: 1-573 (190 amino acids)
Source: RefSeq, a predicted model, not a curated record
AUGGCGCCCUUCUUGCCAGGCGACUAUCUGACAUACUCUGGCAUCCGUGUUGGAGCCGAGGUGAUCUGCUACGAGAUCGUGGCAGAGAACGUGCAGAUCUUGACGCCAUCUGGACCCACCUACAUCCGUAUUGAGGAUGCAUUGAUUGGAGUCUUCGAUUCACAAUCACAGAACAUCGUCGAGCACGCCGAUAAUAGAUUCAUUGGCUGCGUCUCUAACCCGUCCGCUCAAGUCACCAUCGCGCGGAUUGAGGUUGACCCAUGUACUGGUGAGACCAAGGACGUCAACGUCGGAUCAGCGACUCUGAAGACUGGUGACAUCCGCAACAAGUGGGAGUGGCGAGCUGAGUCGACAGCUCUCCAAAGAUACACUAGAGAAUACAGAAUCACAGCCUCGACAGGAACUGGAUCCACCAACGGCGGCCAAAUCUUGGCCGGUCAGUACGUCCAGCCAGUGACCGAGGGGAUCUUCCCAGAAGCGGUGACCCCUGGUCGACUGUCGGCCAAGAACGACUUUUCGCAGUUCACUCACUUGCGCGAUGGCCUUGGUCCCGACGAGGACGGGAAUCUGUGA